AUGAUUGUCUUACCACAUACACCCCCGCUUCCUAAGCAAAUCUCAGUUGCAUCAGAUAGACUCAACUCUGAGAUUAUCUCCAAACGGUCAUCGCUCAUCAACGCACCGACCUCAAAUUACAAUGACAUCAUUAGGUUCGUGGUGUCCAUGGAGGAAUAUCUCGAGCAAUUGUUUGAAUUUACUUACGAAAAUACAGGAUCUGGGCUCAACGGACUAAUUAAGUUUGCUUCUAAUUAUCAGAUUGGUUCCAGUGCAGAACCAUGGACGAUUAAGAAAGCGUCUAGCUCGCUAUCGGAUAAGAAGAUAAAUAUUAAGGGAAUUAAGGAAGCACCUCGCUCUCGCAGCUUGGAAUGGAACUUAUUCAAUGAAAUUGAACUCUCCAUAUUGUCCAUAUCAUUUUCGUACACUUCAAUUGGGUCCCAGUUGAUAAACGAACUAAUUGAGGAGUCUAGCGCUACCAAGGAAGUGGUUGAAAAGUGGAAACAGGUGGUGAAUUUCUUCAAGAAAGCAAUUUCUUUUACCCAGUUUGGAGCCCAAAUUAACAGAAUAUCAGCUUCGCCAACUAAGAUUAAUGGUGUCCUAUACAGUUUUUUGGAGAAGUUAAACAAUAUUAACAUUCAAUUGUCAAUAUUAUCGAAAUCUUCUUGGACCAAUAGAGAAGACUUCUCAAGAAAUGAAUCGUUCAAAACAAAUAAUAAUAGUACAUUGGCAAGAGUAGCCAUCUAUAUAGUUAACGAAUUAAGUAAUUCCCAAAGUAUUCUAGUUCAAUUGCAGGAUGAUGCUACAGGUAAAAAGAGAGAAGAUAGUAAUAACUCAAUUAAUCUAGAUUAUUCCUACUGGAAGGAUUACCUAGGAGUUAUUGAAAAAUAUGCCAUAGCUAACGCUGGGUUAUUUUUAUCAAUAGAAAACUAUCAACAAGAUAAAUUGGGAGAAGCCAUUGGUUUGGUCAACUUUAGUCUUUUGACCCUACAAAAAAAGAAGUUUGAUGAAAAGGCGCUGACUUCCUCCUCGUCCUCUUCCUCGGGCAAGCCAUCAUUUAGAAAGCUUCAAGAGAAAUUUAAGGCUCAUAGAAAUGAAGCGUACGUGAAAAAUUUAGAAUCGAUAACUACGUUGAACAUAAACAAUCUGGCAUUUCAGGAAAAGUCUUCGGGGAUAAUUUUAAAAGAUUUGUCUUAUCUUUUUGAUCAGUUGAUUCUAUUGCACGUUAAGUUUACGAAGGUUAAUGACAAUUUAAACUUUGAUCAGGUGGCUAGUUGGUCCAGUAUCAAUUCGGAUUCCAGGUGGCCGUUAGGAUGUCAAAUCCCGGUAUCAGCUGUGGAAAAGUACCAACCGCGGAGCAUAAAGGUGCACCCAGAUCAACAGGAACGAGAUGCUGGACAAUCCGGUAGAACGCAAUACUACUAA
Dujonia railenensis is the source of this 1404-nucleotide messenger RNA. Lineage: Eukaryota; Fungi; Ascomycota; Pichiomycetes; Serinales; Debaryomycetaceae. The record is from the annotation of a GenBank genome assembly.